Molecule: messenger RNA, 1428 nt
Organism: Penicillium cataractarum
Lineage: Eukaryota; Fungi; Ascomycota; Eurotiomycetes; Eurotiales; Aspergillaceae
Exons: 1
Coding region: 1-1428 (475 amino acids)
Source: RefSeq, a predicted model, not a curated record
AUGGCGCCUCCACACUCGUUUCUUUACUUUUUGUCGCUCGUUUUGACUUAUCUAACUCCAUUCGUUCUCGGCGCGCCUUGGAUCGUGACCGACUAUUUCCAGGUGGUUCCAGAGGAGGUAUACGGUGAUUACGAUACCUCUAAGCAUGAAUGGUCGAUUAUUACCACUACGACCUAUGAGGAGAUCAUCCCGACCGCUACUUCGUUGCCGGAGGCUAUUCAAACCAACGUCGUUGUCGAGACAGAUUACUAUGCCGGUGCCGCAACCCUCGUCGAGAAGCUGUACCCGUCUGGUGCGGUGGGUACCCCCGUGCCUUACAGCGCAAAGUACGGUUAUCAAGACAAUGGCUGGACAUCCACCAUUUGGGUCGUGAAUUUGACUUACUCUGCACCAACUGCAUGCUCGACCCAAUGGACGACCACCACCGCUGUCUCGGUCACGCCUCCCCAGGACCGCACUUUUGACCGUCUCUUGCCCACAACCGCUGCCUAUACCUCGUAUAGCGUGUAUAACGCAGAGGGCUUCCAGUCAUCUACCUACAUGUACAAGUACAUCUGGGUUGCUCCCACCCAAGUGCCUUCUACAUCGAUGAAUCAGUUGAGCGACGAGUACUAUCCCGCAACGCUGUACAAUAACAACGACAAGAACUGCCGGUACGAGGGACACGGGUACGAUUACUCCAGCAACCCCUACGACUACUACGACGACUACAAUGAUGGACUCGCAAUCUCCCCGCUGGCCAUCCUACUCAUCUGCGUGAUUGGCUGGGUCGUCCUAUGGUUCCUACUCGGCAUCCUAGAAGCCUGGAUCCGAUUCCGCCGCCUGAUGACCGGCUGGCAGACACGCCGCGGAAUGCCAGUCUGCUGGGCCUUGACAAUCAUGCCACUCACACUAUUCUGUCUAUGCUGUUUCCGGAGGGGAUAUCGUGCACGCACGGCACAUGACUCGGCCGUGCUGCAGAGUCGCUGGAAGAAGAUGACUGCGUGGCGCAAGUUCGUGCUCUUCUGGAAAUGGGGUUUCAGAUACAAGUACCCGACUAUCCUGGGUCCUGCACCUGAGCGUGUCAUGCCCAGCAAGCGGCCUGGCAAGCAUCCCGGUUCGUCUAUGGGUCCGCCUCUGUUGUACUCGACCCCGCCACAGACUGCGGUGUAUCCGCCUGUGUCCCCGGUUGUCUCGUUGAAUCGGGAGGCUGUCCCUGGUGCCCCGGGGCCGCAGAUGAGUCAGGCAAUGCCGAUGCAUCAGCAUCCUCUAGCACCUGUACCGGUACCGCAGCCUGUCCCUGAGGCCUCGGGUGCGUUGCAGAGUGUCCCCGAGCAGGGGCAUGAGCCGCAACAACCUCAAACCGAGGGCCAGACACAGACCCAACCCGAGACUCAGCCUCAACGUCAAAAUCCCACCCAGGACGGCGACAUUGGACGGGCUCAUUGA